This is a messenger RNA of Aplosporella prunicola CBS 121167, 1826 nucleotides long. RefSeq lists its product as uncharacterized. Gene Ontology annotation, molecular function: serine-type exopeptidase activity; dipeptidyl-peptidase activity. The transcript has 8 exons. The record is from RefSeq and is a predicted model, not a curated record. Bases 38 to 1630 code for a protein of 530 amino acids. Gene Ontology annotation, biological process: proteolysis. Lineage: Eukaryota; Fungi; Ascomycota; Dothideomycetes; Botryosphaeriales; Aplosporellaceae.
GUGGUCGGCGGUAUUUGCUUGUCGGGCUUUGGUCACCAUGAAGGCCUUCGCGGUGGUUGUCGCCUUCGUUGCGAGCUUCACUUCUGGGACCAUUCUUCCGGCUAGUCGCUCUUUGAACCGCCCUCCCCCACUCGCUGAUAAUGAUGUGGUGACCUUCGGCAACGGAACAUUCGAACAGUUGAUCGAUCAUGACAAUCCCGAUCUUGGUACUUUCUCUCAGAGGUUUUGGUGGAGUGAUGAGUUUUGGGCUGGGCCUGGAUCACCUGUCGUGUUCUUUACUCCGGGCGAAUCUGCGGCGGAUGGCUAUGGCAGUUACCUCACCAACAAGACCAUCACUGGUCUCUUCGCGGAAGCCAUUGGAGGGGCCGUUGUUAUGCUUGAGCACCGCUAUUGGGGAGAAUCGUCUCCGUUCGAGGAGUUGACUACGAAAAACUUGCAGUACCUUACACUGGCACAGUCUAUUGCUGAUACCACGUACUUUGCCAAGAAUGUUGAAUUCCCCUUUGAUAAGAAUGGCAGUAGCCAGGCCACCAGAGCGCCGUGGGUUUUCUCCGGAGGCUCCUACAGCGGUGCUCUGUCCGCGUGGACACAAGCCCUUGAUCCCGGUACUUUCUGGGCUUAUCACGCCUCUAGUGCAGUUGUCGAGUCAAUCUACGAUUUUUGGCAAUACUUCGUACCAGUUCAAGAAGGCAUGCCCAAGAACUGCAGCACCGACAUUUCACUGGUCAUUGAAUACGUUGACGAUGUUUUGACUCACGGCAGCAAUGCUGAAAAGCAAGCACUGAAAAACAAAUUCGGCUUAGGUGGAGUGAAGCAUGAUGCCGAUUUUGCAGGUGCCCUUGAAAAUGGGCCAUGGCUCUGGCAGAGCAACAGUUUCUAUUCAAACUACUCCGAAUUCUACCAGUUCUGCGACUACAUUGAGAAUGUGGCUGGUAACAACGGCACCAAUAUAACACAUGUACCUGACGCUACCGGCGUUGGUCUUCACAAAGCCCUGAAUGGAUACGCCAAGUGGAUGAAGACGAUAGAAAUCCCCGGCUUCUGUGCCUCGUACGGCUACUGGACCGAUGAUUACGACCUCUCCUGCUUCGACACUUACAACGAGAGCAGCCCCAUGUUCACCGACAUCUCGGUGAACAACGCCAUCAACCGGCAAUGGAACUGGUUCCUGUGCAACGAGCCCUUUGCCUACUGGCAAGACGGCGCUCCCAACGACAGGCCCACGAUCGUGUCGCGCCUCGUCGACGCCGAAUACUGGCAGCGGCAAUGCGACCUCUUCUUCCCUCCAGAGGGCGAGUACACGUACGGCAGCGCGCGCGGCAAGACGGUCGAAGACGUGAACGCCUACACAGGCGGCUGGUUCGCUAACACCACCCGCCUGAUCUGGACGAAUGGCCAGUACGACCCUUGGAAGGACGCUACGGUGUCUUCGGAUUUCCGUCCUGGAGGUCCGCUUGAGUCGACGGAGGAUGCGCCCGUGCAGGUCAUUCCUGAGGGUAUUCAUUGCUCGGAUUUGCAUGCUAGGAAUGGCGCUGUGAAUGAGGGCGUGCAGGAGGUUAUAGAUAAUGAGAUUGCGCAGAUAAAGACGUGGGUGUAUGAGUACUAUUCGAGCUACUCGAGUCAACGGUAGGGUAGAGAGUGGAUUUGGACUUAGUUUCUAUAAACAUGAUAGUUUGCCUACGGAUGACAUAGAAGCUUUUUAGUUCUUGCCUACUUGGAGUCUUGGACAAAUACCUUUCCUGGGCUUUAGACUCGCUCACUGUUUUAUUUUGUGAAGGUUUGUUCCCUAUUGGGAAGUUGAAUGAGGAAGUGCUGUCUGAUUGAAU